Plectropomus leopardus (leopard coralgrouper) is the source of this 710-nucleotide messenger RNA. The record is from RefSeq and is a predicted model, not a curated record. NCBI's taxonomy places the organism in Eukaryota, Metazoa, Chordata, Actinopteri, Perciformes, Serranidae.
GCAGCUCUGCCUCCACAGCUGUUGUGCUGCUCUGAGGGUUUUUGGGGCCGUGAGAAGAGAGACGGACGUUUCUGUUCCGCCCCCACAAACACACCAGACACUCCUAACAGGCGGCAGACGAGCCCGGCUCUCAUUCACCGCAGAGAGGCUGUGCAGCACCACAGGGACAAUACUCCGGGAGCCGCGAUAUUAGAGGCGCUUCACCUGCACUAGAGAAGCAAACUGGGAACCUGCAGCAGCGGCCUCCUUCAACAAGGCCUGAACGUCAGUCACCGGACAGUCGAGCGGUUUUUAUCAGGACAGAUCACCCAGUAACUCUGAUCCUCCCAGUGACGCCCCGCGGUCCACCGGUUCAGCCCGACCAUGGUUCUGUGUGAGGACGGCGAGUGCAGCGUCUGCCUCCUGCCCUUCACCCGGAUGGACAGGAUCCCGCGGGUGCUGCACUGCAGACACACCUUCUGCGAGCCGUGCCUGGAGACGAUGUCUCGGUCCAGCAGCGGGCUGCUCACCGUGGGCUGCCCUCUGUGUCGCCGGGUCACCUGCGUAGGGCACGGCCUCAGCCUGCAGGAGGCCCUGUGGGUCGACAGCAGGCUGUGGGAGCAGAUACCGGAGGACGUGGAGGCCGAAGAGGAGGAGGAGGACGACGACGGACUGAAGGGAGCAGCUGAGGAGGAGGGGACGGAGACCAAACAACCCUCGCUGCAGGCAGA